Micropterus salmoides (largemouth bass) is the source of this 3510-nucleotide messenger RNA. RefSeq lists its product as uncharacterized. The transcript has 11 exons. The record is from RefSeq and is a predicted model, not a curated record. NCBI's taxonomy places the organism in Eukaryota, Metazoa, Chordata, Actinopteri, Centrarchiformes, Centrarchidae. Gene Ontology annotation, cellular component: intracellular membrane-bounded organelle; plasma membrane. Gene Ontology annotation, biological process: positive regulation of GTPase activity. Gene Ontology annotation, molecular function: phosphatidylinositol bisphosphate binding; GTPase activator activity. Bases 362 to 1495 code for a protein of 377 amino acids.
CCGAGCACAGAGCACUGGGGGGCUGUGGCGGUGAUUUGGCUCCAGACUUCGGCAGGACGCGCCUCACAGACCACCUGAAGGGUAUCAACACUCGCUAUCUGGCCCGCGGCAAAAGAGAAGACAGAAUGGAGUUUUUUUGUGAAAACUUAUGAAGAGGCUUUGAUUUAAUUUUUCUUCAAUCUGAGGCACACCGUGCAACUGGCCUUUGCUGAGGGCGCAUACCUACCUGUGCAAACUCGCCCAGGCCCGUUAGGUAGCAGUCGAGCCCGAGGAGACACACCUUACUUAUCUUUUGUGGCCCCCCCCCUGCUCCACCUUCUCUCUCACUGAAAGCGCAGGAAUAUCCGACCUGAACACUGAAAUGUCAGCAAAUGAGAGAGCAACGCGUGCACUGAAGGAGAUCCUGCAAAUCCCUGGAAAUGACACUUGCGCAGACUGCGGUGCAUCGGUUCCCGGGUGGGGCUCCUGCUCCCUGGGGGUGUUCAUCUGUCUGGACUGCUCUGGGAUCCACCGCAAUUUACCCAGCAUCAGCAAGGUCAAGUCCCUGACCCUUUCCCACUGGGAGGACCACGAGGUUCAGUUCAUGGUGGAGAAUGGUAAUGAGCUGAUGAAGAGUAAAUAUGAGGCUGCUGUCCCAGCCUACUACUACAAACCAACCCGCAAAGACUGCCAGGUGUUAAGGGAGCAGUGGAUUAGAGCAAAGUAUGAGAGGAAGGAGUUCUCUGAGCCAGGGAAAAAUGUUACAUAUGAAGGAGGAACUAAAGAUGGCAUGUUGAUGAAGAGGGGGCGGGACAACGGGCAGUUCCUCAGCAGGCGAUUCGUCCUUUCAGAGAGGGAGGGAACUCUAAAGUAUUUCACCAAAUAUGACGCCAAAGAGCCCAAAGCAGUAAUCAAGGUGGACGCCAUCAACGCAACCUUCCAGCCUGAGAAGAUGGGAAACCCCAACGGCCUGCAGAUCACCUACCUCAAAGACUACAACACUCGGAACAUCUUUGUCUACCAUGACAGCGGCAAGGAGAUCGUAGACUGGUUUAAUUCAAUUCGUGCAGUUCAGCUUCACUAUCUAAAGGUGGCCUUUCCUGGGGCAACAGAUGCUGAGCUGGUACCCAAACUUACCCGGAACUUUCUGAAGGAAGGAUACAUGGAAAAGACAGGUCCCAGGCACACGGAAGGCUUCAAGAAACGCUGGUUCACUCUGGACCACAGACGACUCAUGUACUUCAAAGAUCCCCUGGACGCCUUUGCCAAAGGUGAAGUGUUCUUGGGGAACAAAGACCACGGUUACAGCGCCUCCCCCGGCUUGCCUGCCGGUACCCACUGCAACGGUGCCUGGCAAAACGGCAUCACCAUAGUAACACCCGACCGUGGGUUCCUGUUUACUUGCGAGACAGAGAGCGACCAGCAGGAUUGGCUGAAACACUUCAAUGAUAUCAUGAGUGCUCAGAUGUCCCCUCAGGAGUACACAAUGGAAGCCUUGUUCAGGCACAGGCAUUGAUGGACCUGAGGCCUGUGGGACCAUCUCCUAUCCUCUCAUCCCAUCACCAAUCUGACACCGGACCUACAUCGGCUUUGUCACUAACUCCACCAGUAUUUUUGGGAAAUGGUAGCAAAAUCUUGGUAUAUGGUCCCAAGUCCUAAAGAUGCUUUUUGGCAAUGGAAUUAAAAUGCAAAUAAGAGGCAAAUGUAAAUUAAGAAUAAAAACAUUAACAAAAUUAACUUUAAAAAAAUUAGAACAAUUUAAAGUCAAAUGUAAGUAAAUAUGUAAAUGUACAAUGGUAAUCAAACAUUUUACUUGAUUUAGUUUCUGUGACAUAUGUGGCAUUCAUUGCUGUGGUGUCUUGCACUGCAAAGACAUGACUUGUCAAUCAAGCAGUCUGGGCAGUACUAUAAGAUAUUUCUUUUUUAUUUUACGCAGAACAUAUUUGAAAUUCUACAUAGUACUCUUUUCGUGGCCUGUUCAGACAUGUUCCCUGUUGUCCAUUCGAUCUUACUAUGGGAAUGUAAAAAAACAUCACUGCUUGUGGAUUGAUUGUUUUUUUCAUAAUGGUGAAAUAAUGAGGGUGGAAUUUCAAGCUUUAUUCAAUGUGACAUUUAAGACAUUUCUAAGGUAAGAAAUACCUUGGUUGUCUAGUAUUAUGGAUUUUAUGUCCAAGUCUGAUGUCUGACUAUUUGGUAAUAAUAAGGUAUAGGGAGUCAAAUGGGUCAAACAGGUACAGACCAUUAACAGCACAGAAAACACCUGUAUCUGUGUUGGAUUCAGAAUUCCUUUUGAUUUUUCCAUUUUUUUCUUUAUUAAAGCAACUUUUAUGUAAACGCAACAACUCUCAUGACUUAGAGCAAGAAUAUACAUGUUCAAAGUAAUAUACAUCGUGUACCUUUCACAAUGCUGUUUCGGUCCAAAAGAUCAAAGAGAUCAUUUUUCCAAGCAAAGCAAUAUCAUUAGACACACUACCUAUAUAGUUUAUAUCGUGAAUUCAUGGUGACAUUUAUGAUUUUGUAUUAGUGUAUGACCGAUAUGGGUUUUUCAAUUAUCAAUGCAAUGAUAUUUGCAAUGAUAUUUAGAGAACAGGGCGGCUGGUAUAUAAUAUGGAUCAAAACAAAAAGGUCAUGUAAUGUAUAAUUCUAUUAUUCCUUGCAGAGUAUAAUCUAAUAUAAUUGCUAUUUUAUCCAGUAACAUGUUAUUUUAGAUGGAUUUGGCAUUAGAUAAUAGAAAAAUGUAAUGGUUUAUGCUGUAGAUUUCAGAACAUGACUGAUGUUUAAGAGAAAGUGGGGUACAGUUUGUCGGAAGUGAAAUCAUUCAACUACAUUAUAAGAACACUUAUUAUAUAUAAAUAUAUAGCUGUCAUUUAGGAUGGGAGAAACACUGAGGAAACUUUUUCACAGCCUUCCCAAAACUCACAAGGGGGAGCGCUAACAUCAUUCCACAGCAGCCACACUGACAAGGCCGCCUGCAGAUGUGUCAGCAGACAUUUUAUCUGCUGAUACACCUGCCUUGUUAGUGCUGGUAUCUGCUGAUGCUGAUUAUCUCACAAUGCCAGAUUAAUCGGCCAACCCAUUAUUUUAGAUCACAUAUAGUCCGUUGCUGUUUUGUACUUUCUUUUAAAUAUAGACAAAUGUUGAUUCUGUAAGUAGUUUUUGAGACAUGUGAGUACUUCUAUUAAAGACAUACUUGAAAGACAAAGAUUUGCAAAUGCAUUGGGAUAGAAAAGCUGGAAACACUGCAAACCAUUACAUAGUCUAACAGUGCCUUCAUGUGGAAUACAGUAUAUAUACUUAGUAUUUGUUUAAACAAACCAAUAAUUUUAAUAAGUUAUUUUUUUCCUACUUGUUUAUAGAUAUCAAACUGCCAAUUGAAUACUGAUAGUGGUAUUUUGUUUUCAGCGUCUGUGUUUUUGUUUAAGGUACACAUUACAAAUUGAUUUGGUGUCUUUUUUUAAUAAAGAUAUUUCUAUGCUUGACCAUAGCUGACUGACAUAUCACAUAUAUUCACUAAUAAAAAUAUUUCCUCUG